Messenger RNA from Paramuricea clavata, 1532 nucleotides. Lineage: Eukaryota; Metazoa; Cnidaria; Anthozoa; Malacalcyonacea; Plexauridae. The record is from the annotation of a GenBank genome assembly.
AUGAAAUUGUAUAUCUUAAAUUAUUUUUAAGGUUGUCUUAAUAACGUUGUUAGAAGAAAAAAGUUAACUUUAGCACAGGUAGGUUGUAUGCAAAUAUUUAUAUAUAACACUCGUCAAUACAACGUAUAAUGUUGUGUCAACAUUCAUAUGUUAAAUGUUAAGCAGAGAUGUUCUAAGAUGGCUUUGGAAUAGCCUCCUCCGUAGGCAUCUCACCGGGGGGCUAAAACCCGUACACAAAUAGGUUCUGAUUGGCCAAUAGCUUGAUAAUUUCGGAUAUCACAAAAACCUCAUCGAAUAACUGUUUAUUACAUUAUAAUAUAUGGAUUAACAUUAUUGUGAAGUAAUUUAAUAAACCUGAAAUAUGCGUCAAAUUUAAAUUAUUUUUUGUACAGACUGUACAGACAUCGAUCAAUACUUUACACCUGGAAACUGCUUGUUCUAGUCUUGAAGAAUUUGUUGCCGAAAAGACUGGGUAUGUUAAUUUAUACGAAAUACUUUUUAUUUACACGUUCACAGCAAUAACUGGCCUAACGAGAAGAGAGAAGUUCAGAUUUCACUACCUCUAACUGGCUUAAUAUACGCAUUUGAAUGGGUAGAUUAUAAACGCGUCUGAUUGGUUAAUUGAGUCUCUCUAAGUUUGUAUUUCCUGACUUACUACAGUUAGUUUAUCUUUGUUCUAGGACUUCAAAUGAUGACGAGAAUGUGGCGCGUGUGUAUGGUCUGGGUGCUUUCAAGGUGAGUGUUCAAAAUGUGUCUUCUCCUUAGCAGAAACUCUUCUAAAAAAACUUCUUCUUAGCAGAAACUCUUCUGAAGAAACUUCUUAGCAGAAACUCUUCUGAAGAAACUUCUUAGCAGAAAGUUCUUCUUGUUAAAACAAAACAAAUCCUUUUGAAUUUGUGCACAUUUUAAAAAUUGUGAAGUGAAUUAAUUUUUGUCAAUAUACAUCCCCAGGAAUCCAUUAUCAUCAUUAUUCGCAUGAAUUAUUAAUGAGUUUGAGAUAUGCCAUUCAUUUGGUUUCGUCUCCAUUCUCCUACAGGAUGUGCGGGCAGAAGCGGAACAACGUGUUUACGAGAAAUUAAACCAGAAGAUGGAUGAAUUUCUUGACUUAGGUAAUCCAGCUACCUUCUCGCGCCUUUUCCCUUUUAAAUUUUGAAAGCUUCUAACUUGGGUAAGUUAAUGCUUUGUGAAAGGCAAUGUCAAAAUCGACAUUAUAUGGGGGGGGGGGGCUACAAAGAUGGGAACAUGUUUAUAUGUAUACUGAUAUUUUAGACUUUACAGUGUCCACAGAAUUUUUGCCAUGGUUGUAGGUCAACACGGCCCGUGAACUGACCUUUUAAUGGUACUGCAGAAACUAUACCAAUCUUAUACACUAUAAUUUUAUUAUAUCCGCAACAAACUUACGUCGCUGUCGUAUUUUGUUUUUAGCUACGUAUAAUUGGUCAACCUCGGGCAGUAAGAAUCAUCCAAGCGAAUAUCUUGUCGAUCUCUUAACAUACCUACGUGUCACUUUCCUAACCUUUACUAAUCUGCCU